This is a messenger RNA of Tetrahymena thermophila SB210, 1716 nucleotides long. RefSeq lists its product as hypothetical. NCBI's taxonomy places the organism in Eukaryota, Ciliophora, Oligohymenophorea, Hymenostomatida, Tetrahymenidae. The transcript has a single exon. The record is from RefSeq and is a predicted model, not a curated record.
AUGCAUUCUUAAAGUUUGAAUCAAAGUAUUUUUGAAAAAAAUAGUCCACUCAGUGCCAGUGGAGUAUUAUCUAACACAGGAAUGGGAAAGAGCGGAAGAGGAGGAGCUAUUGUAUCAAAUGAAAUUAUUAUCAAAGAUAACUUAAUGUCUCUUGAUUCAAUUAUUCAUAAAAUAAUGCUUGACAAUGAAAAAAAUACAAUUGAGCAUUAUGAAAAGCUUACUUAUUUUUUUUAAGAAUAAAAUGAAGAAGAAGGAAGGCUAUCCUUUAGGGAAGAGCUUCUAAAAUUUAUUUAGACAGAAUUUAGAUUCCAAGAAAUGACAAUUAUAGAUUAGGAAAAUAAAGAUUUUGUUGAGAGUAUAAGAAUAUCUUAUAAAAAUAUGCAAGAACUUAUCAAAAAGGGAUUAAAAACAACUUAGUCUGAAAUUGAUUAUUUAAAUAUCUUUACAAAACUACUUUAGAUAAAAGAAUAACUUAUAAAAAUUUACUAGGAUUUAGGUAAUUACGCUUAUCCUAUAAGCUCUGAUACAUUAAAGCAUUUAUAAAGAUAUAUAAGAUUCACUUAAGAUCAAAAAAUUAGUUUGAAUUACUAAGGGCUUUAGUUUUAUUCUAAUUUUAUAUCACUAGAAUUAAACUGCUUGAUGAAUUUAGCCUUGACUAUUUAAGAGUCUGAAAAGUUUUAUGAAAUGUACUUUGAAGAAAAGAUUCUCUUCUUCUUGUAAAGAUUAAAAUCUUCAAUAAAUGAAUGGAUAAGCUUGUUUAAAAGCGUUGGGUGUGAAUAUUCUAAAUUUAAGCAGAUUGUAUUUUUAUAAAAUUUUCAUCUCCUUAUUAAGUGCAAGCUUGACUUUUAUAACAGGAGUAACAAUAAGUUCAAAUUUUAAUCUCCUUUUUUGCAAGUUGUUUAAACUUAUUCUGGUUUGACUUAAUUUUUGAACAGCAGUUAAAACUUUUAAGGAUUUUCGAAUUCAAUCAUCAAUUAAGGCUAGUAAUAAUAGCAGUCUUAAAUUAGUCAAAUACACAGGCAAACUACUUAUCCACAAAAUUCUUCUUAUCCUUCAACUAAUAAAAGCUGUCAAACAAAGCUAGAUACAUAUUUAUAAGAUAAGCAAAUAUUUGAGAAAUUGUUUAACAAGUUAAAUGAACUCUAUCCUUAAACUGUAAUAGUUAUUGUUUAGAAGAUUACUUCUGAUAAGUACAAAGAAAAAAUUGAAAAUAAAAAAAAAGAAGAUUAAAUGAUGCUUCGAGUUAAUUAAAAUGAUUAGCUUGACAAUAAUGGUUAACCUUCAAAAGAUUAAAUAUAUGGAGAUUAUAGAAUCUGUUACACUAAAUACAGUAUGAAAGAAAGCGAAUUUAAAGAGCAUUUUAAGUCAUUGAUGGAUUAUUUUUAAUUGUAAAUUAGCUUGAUUGAUAGUUACAUAGAGUGUUCUAAGUAUAUUUAAAACCAAUAAUAUUUAUAUUACAAAUUAGAUGAAUAGUAUUAUCUUUUAUUUGAAGUAUAUAAAAUGGAUAAAAAAUAAAUCAACAGCAUAGUCGAUUAUAUAUCCCACUUAUGUGAAUUCCUCAGAAAUAAAGAAGUAAUCAUAGCCUCCAAGGACAAAAGCAAGCCCUUUAGAUAAUUUGUCGAUUUUAUUAGAGAUAAAUUAGAAAGUAGCUCAGCCAGUUCAAAUAACACAAAUAUAGGCUCUUCUACUACAUUAAGCAGUAAAGGAGGCAAGUGA